ACGUCGACGGUCUCCCUCCUCUCGACGAGGUCUGGGAUUUUCCUGACGGGAUACCAACGAUCGCUAUUUCAUGUUCGUUCGCCGGCUUAUCCUUCGCAGUACGCGUUCGAAGCUCGAAGAAAACGAAUUCUCGAUAGACAAGAUGCGUAUACUACAAAAAAGUCUUUUGGCACUUUGCCUGUUUGCAUCAGCCAUGGCAACGCCAACGCCAACUGGAAGCAUUGAAGCCCUUCAAGCUGUUUCUCAGGGCGCCCAAUUAUUCUCUACCAAUUUCAUUAAGACUGUUGCAAAAGAGCGGCAGGACAAUCUGAUAUCUUCUCCUUUGAGUGCCGGUAUCGCUCUAAGCAUGGCAGCUAACGGCGCUGCCGGAACUACUGAAACGCAAUUUAGGGAUGUUCUUCAUCUUCCGUCGAAGACGCAGACCCUGACCGGCUUUCAGAACCUCAUCGAUAUCCUGAAUAAUGUUGAAAAUGUUACUUUGAAGCUCGCUAACAAGCUAUUUAUCGGCAAAGAUUUCCAAGUGAAAUCGCAAUACAAACAAGAUCUCCAGACGUACUACCAUUCUGACAUCGACUCGGUAGAUUUUAGUCAAAGCGCGAAGGCUGCGGAUACCAUCAAUACGUGGUCCAAGGAAAAUACCAAUAACCGCAUCGAUAGCAUCGUGCAAGCCGAUGAUUUGGAUUCCUCCCUUGCAUUGGUACUCGCGAAUGCCGUGUACUUCAAGGGCAAUUGGGCUCAUCAAUUCGACCCAAAAGCCACUACUGAGCGCCCGUUCCACAUUAACGCCACUGACGUAAAACAGGUUCCUACUAUGUACAGGAAGGGCAAUUAUAAAUACGUUGAGUUGCCGGAACAUGAGGCUAAAUGCAUCGAGCUGCCAUACGCGAACAAAGAGAUUAACAUGGUGAUUAUCCUGCCCGAUAAAAUCGAUGGUCUCGCUGCAUUGAUCAAUAAUCUCGAGGCAGUUUCUCUUGAUUGUAAUGUCCGCCUUGCCCAAACGUACGAGCGCGAAGUCCGGGUGUAUCUGCCCAAAUUCAAGACCGAGUCCAAACUAGAUCUUGGAGAUACAUUAUCUACAAAGAUGGGUCUUUCUGAGCCAUUCAGUAAUACCGCCAACUUCAAUGGCAUUUCGGACAUACCUCUGAAAAUCGACAAAGUCGUGCAAAAAGCUUUCAUUGAAGUUAACGAGGAGGGCAGCGAGGCAGCCGCCGUCACUGUUAUACAAUUCAUGCUAGUUAGCAUGCUAGUAGAACCAGAACCAACAGUUUUUGACGUAAAUCGGCCGUUCCACUAUUACAUUAAAUAUAACUCGCCAAACGUGGCUUUAUUCAAAGGUCACAUAAUCGAGCCAAAAGUCUAGAUGAGCAAAGUAUUCUGCUAGUGGGAUACGCUAUGGUUUAUGAAGAGGAAUUCGAUAUAAACCGUCCAUUCAUAUAUAAUAUAAUAAAAACUUCCUCGACAAACAAAGAAACGGGUGUUCGUGAAGUGAUACCGCUUUUCGUUGGACAUGUUGUUAAUCCUGAAUAUUGAGAGUCUUCUCUCUGGGAAAUACUAUUGCAACUACCUCAAUGAAGUGAUAGUAAUGGAAAAUGAAAAAUAAUAUUAUACGUAUAUAUCGUAUUAAUUUUAUAUAACAUAAUUACCAGUAAAUUAACAGAUAUUUUAUGUGCGCAAAUAAACAUACAUUAUAUUUAAUCACAAUAGAGAGAAAAUGAUAAUUCAAUCUAUAAAAAUAUAAAACUAAACAUAUGAAUUAUUUCAAUGAAUAAUCACUGCAUUUAUUUAUCAAAAGAUCGAUCUUUUCAUUGCAGCUUAUCUCCCUUCUAAUUCUGUAAGAAAAUAUCAGCUCUUUAGAUGUUAAAUUUCGCCAGAUGUACGAAAAAUAUUUUAUAUAUAUGAAUUCCUUCCUUGACGCUGGUUACUUGAUGAUUCGGUGCUUAUAUAAGUUAUAUAUAAAUUUCAAGAGAGUUAAUUAGAAUUAAUUAGAAUUUAAUUAGAAAUAAAAUUUUUAAUUAAAUUCUCUUUAUUAGUAAUAAGGCACUUGUUUACAAAUUAAAUUUGCACAUCGCUAAUUUGGAACAAAAGCGAUGAACAUUUUUUGUCUGUUACAUAUAAUUUUGCGACAAACGCAUAUGUAUUGCAGAAUAAGAAAAUUGCAUAUAUAAAUUCAUUGGUCAUAGUGUAAAAAUACAAGAUUGCUCCCA
Molecule: messenger RNA, 2204 nt
Organism: Formica exsecta
Lineage: Eukaryota; Metazoa; Arthropoda; Insecta; Hymenoptera; Formicidae
Product: serine protease inhibitor 3/4-like
Exons: 9
Coding region: 71-1360 (429 amino acids)
Molecular function (GO): serine-type endopeptidase inhibitor activity
Source: RefSeq, a predicted model, not a curated record